AUGGCAGAUACAAGAAACGUGACUGAAAUCCUUUUCCUGGGAUUUUCCUAGAACCAGCAGGUGCAGAAGGUCAUUUCUGCCAUAUUCCUUCUCAUGUACACGGCCGUCGUGCUGGGCAAUGUCCUCAUCUUGGUGACGAUCCUGGCCAGCAAAGGGCUCUCCUCGCCCAUGUAUUUCUUCCUCAUCUACUUGUCCUUAGUAGAGAUCUGCUACUGUUCUGUCACAGCCCCCAAGCUCAUCUUAGACACUUUGACCAGGAGUAAGGUGAUUUCGCUCCAGGGCUGCGUGACGCAGAUCUUUUUCCUCCAUUUCUUCAGCGGCACUGAGAUCUUCCUUCUGACGGUCAUGGCCUACGACCGGUACGUGGCCAUCUGCAGGCCAUUGCACUAUAGGACCAUCAUGUACCCGCGAGCCUGUGGCCUCCUGGUGGCGGCGGCAUGGGGUGGGGUCUUGCUGCAUUCUCUGGGACAAACCUUCCUCAUUUUCCAACUGCCCUUCUGUGGCCCCAACGUCAUUGACCACUACUUCUGCGACGUCCACCCAGUGCUGAAGAUGGCCUGCUCGGACACCUUCCUCAUCAGCCUGCUGAUCAUCGUCAACGGCAGCUCCAUCUCGGUGUUGAGCUUGGCGGUGCUGCUGGCGUCCUACGCGGUCAUCCUGCACUCGCUGCGGAGCCGCCCCACCCUGGGGCAGCGCAAGGCCCUCUCCACCUGCGUGUCCCACCUGGCGGUGGUCGGCCUCUUCUUCAUCCCCUGCGCCUUUGUCUACCUGCGGCCCUGCAUCACCCUCCCUGCGGACAAGAUGGUGGCCGUGCUUUACAAGAUGCUCACGCCUCUCCUAAACCUGGUCAUCUACUCCUUCAGGAAUGCGGAGGUGAAAGACGCGGCCUGGAGGCUUAUGCGGGGGAGGGCGGCUGCGGAGAGAAGCAGGUGA
Molecule: messenger RNA, 933 nt
Organism: Sciurus carolinensis (gray squirrel)
Lineage: Eukaryota; Metazoa; Chordata; Mammalia; Rodentia; Sciuridae
Product: olfactory receptor 4X1-like
Exons: 1
Biological process (GO): G protein-coupled receptor signaling pathway
Cellular component (GO): membrane
Molecular function (GO): G protein-coupled receptor activity; olfactory receptor activity
Source: RefSeq, a predicted model, not a curated record